CUAAGCAUCGCGCAUUCAGUUUCCACUUUGCAUCACAGCAUGGCAACCAGCACCGACCAACCUGCCGAGGAGAGCGAGUAUACCAGACUGACUUUAGAGACCCUGCCUCCCGAAAUCAAGAAUGAGAUCUUCUCCCACCUUCUGCUGGGCACCAAGGUCAAGUACUCAACCAACGGUUCCUGGCCCGGUCACAGAUACAAGUUUGACACUACCAUCAUGCGUGUCAACAAGCAGAUGAAGCAGGACGCCGAGACUUACCUUCACGCCCAGAACGAGUUCGCCCUGAUCAGCUCCAAGUUCUUCGCAUUCGAGAUUGACAGAAAACGCUUCUUGCCCACUGUCGCUACAGCCAAGGCCGCCAGGUCCUUCAAGGGUCCCUCAAUCGAAGCUACCAUCACUCAUCUCGGAACACCCCUGUGUGUGUGCUGCAACCCCGCGAAGCACUGUGACAAAGACCGCGCCACCCAUGCCCUGUUUCUGGUCGCCAAUCUUGAACAUAUGGUUCGAGAACUACGUCUGGCAUUCCACAUGUGGCCCUCCAGGCCCAUCUAUGUCAUCUCCGAGAAGAACGUCUCUCCCGUCGAACAUAUCCCAGCCAAUGUCAACACCCAGGUCAAGAUCGUCUGGAAGGUCAACCCAUCUCACCGUCAGGACCUAACUCUUGCAGAGCGUCGAGCCAGACAGACACGAUUGCUUGCUCCUCUCGACUUUCCUACCGGCAGUGGCAANAAGAUCUCUGUCGUUGGUGUAGACAAAGACAUUGCUCGCAAGGUCACAGACCAACACAUGCCACGUAUCUUGUCUAUUGACGCUGUCGGAUGGGACCUUUUCCAUCUCCUCAAGGCUCAAAAGAAACACCUAGACUCUGUCUUGUCCCGAGGAUCACCGUCCCUUGCCGAUCUCAUCGACUCCUACACAGAUCUUGCUUGUGCGGGAUGGCAACUGGACAUCAUAGGCCACUGGAGGUACGCUUCUGUAACCAGACAUGUCUGCAUUCAUGGUAGAAUGGUGAGCAUGUGUCUGAUGCCCUGGGAUGAACUUGACGACGAAGACUACGAGGCAAAGAUCACAGACUCGUGGCAGUUGGCUGUUCUGUCCCUGGUACUCGAUUGUUUGUUUACAGUCGCGAGGCUCGGUCUGGAGGAGACCUUCGAGCAUCUGAAGGAGUGUGUUGACACCAUUCUGCAUGUGGUUGCAACUACCUUCCGCCCACACAUGCCCCACCUAGUUCCCGCUCGCUUCAGAGCCUUGCUCGGACAUUGGAAGGCCUGGUACGCUGCUCACGACACCUUCCAACUCCCCACGGCCCAGGAUCGUUAUGCCCGCGGCAUAGAAACGUUGGAAGCGGCAAGAAAGCUCGUCCCAGCUGAAGAUGAUGAGGUUUGGCGUCCGAUCAACGAAGAUUUGGAGUUCUUGAACAGAGUUGUUGCAGUAAGUCCAUCUCACUCUCCAAUGUGGCACAGAGAGAACCUCAAUAAAGGCUAUCUCAACGGCCAGACUCAUGAUUCGAUUGCAACUAGAGACUUCGGUCGCUUUUCCUUCCCAUGCAUCAACUUUCAGGGCCUGCUCAACCGUCCACGCAUUCACAACACGUCUGUCCGCCCCAGAACACCACGCGGACCGCUUCAAGGCUGGGCCACCAAGCAAGGAUUCCCCAAGCCGGAGGUGGCUGCACACAUGACGGAGUUUGUCGAUGCUUUCUCCAAGCUCAAGUUAGAGGAAAGAACCCACGAUUGGACCGACAAGACCCUCGAUAACGGUCACUUUGCUAGCGCCUUCUUGAACCUGCCUCGCGAUUCUGAAGAUGACGGCGACAUGCCUCCAGGUUUUCCUCAAGGCGCUUUCGGUAUUCAGGUUGGACCAGUGACCACUCUUGGAGAGAUUUUCGCAAGCAUGGGCAUGCCUAACGGUCCUCCACCUCCACAACCUCCACAACCU
This is a messenger RNA of Aureobasidium musti, 1938 nucleotides long. Lineage: Eukaryota; Fungi; Ascomycota; Dothideomycetes; Dothideales; Saccotheciaceae. The record is from the annotation of a GenBank genome assembly.